GUUACCCUUGCCUACCAGGGCCAUGACUGGAUCAACAAGCAGGCAAUGAUCGCCAUCUCCCUGGUCACUCUCCUUUUCCUCUUCAAGGCGCCUCAUUGCUACUCGGCCUACGUCCUUCCCAGCUCCAACUUCCUGGAGGCGCUACCGUCUCAGAAGACCUACCUGCUGCUCGUGAUGUCAGAGAUGAUGAAUUUCUUGGCCAUCUAUCCAUCCAUCAAUUUUGAACAUUGGUGGACAUUAAACGGCUGGACGCCGGGGGAGAUUGCCGGCUUUGCCCUGGCGGUCGCAGUUCUGAGCCCAUUGGUGGUGUCGUUCGCCUUCUACGCGCUUCAGAGGAUGGCCGUCUGGGGCCCCUGGGUCACGAGGGACUUCACAUGUUGGCUUCCGCCGGGAACAUUGAUUCGCGCCUUGGCCGUCUUUGACCUUGGCUUCCUGAAUCACCGAAACUCCGUCUUCGUGGCAGCCGUCAUUGCAUCCGUCAUCUUGGAUGUCGCGCGUAAUGCGACGGUGUGGUGUUCGAUUUUGGGAAUCCUUGGCAACAAGUGGUAUGCGCUGAAGGGAGGCUACCUCUGCAUGGUUGUCGUGGCCCUCAGUUCAGCGGCUUCCCCCCUGGUAACCAACGAAAUCUCCAUGCUGGUCACCGGUGUGUCCUUGCUUCGCUCAUCGCACACGCUGCAGAGUACGGCGUCGCGGGGUUCCAUGGGCCAGGCCGUGGCCUCUGCUGUGCUCCCGCUGGCUGCUGCAGCGUACGCCUUUCAGCUCUUGGCGAUGCGUUACUUCAAUGCAGACACGGUGAGCUACAAGGGGCACGGAUCACGACAGGCAGACGGGAAUGAGUUCGGCACGGAGGUGUCUUCUGUGCGGCUCGUCGUGAAAGAGAUGAAGAGGAAGCGCAGAGAGAAGGUGAGGCAACUCCUGAACAACAACAGCCAAAGUUUCGAUGUUGGCACGCAGCGCGCGUGGUUUUCGAACAUCUUUUUCAGUCCAACCUCACCAGUGAGCCCGGGUCAGUCGAAUCCGCAGUUCGAGCUCCCGCCCAACUUGAACCCUGCAGCGUCGGAUGAACGGCCGGCUGCUGUGGUGGAGUAUAGCGAGUCCUGGGGAAAAGUUCUGGAGAGCCACAUGGAGGGCAAGAGCAUCGAGGAGUACGUCAUCGUGGACUGCCACAACCACGUGGUUCCACUUUUCCGGACCUCCGUGACCCCUCCGAAAGAGGAUUUUCCAUUGAGAGUGAUCCACAAG
Molecule: messenger RNA, 1242 nt
Organism: Symbiodinium necroappetens
Lineage: Eukaryota; Dinophyceae; Suessiales; Symbiodiniaceae
Source: the annotation of a GenBank genome assembly